Messenger RNA from Dentiscutata heterogama, 384 nucleotides. The record is from the annotation of a GenBank genome assembly. Lineage: Eukaryota; Fungi; Glomeromycota; Glomeromycetes; Diversisporales; Gigasporaceae.
AUGUCCCGAAGUGUCAAGUUCGAUGGCGAAGAUGAUGUAGAAAAUACUGAAGAAAAAGAACAUAAUAUCGAAAUGGAUGAAUAUACAGCACCCAAUCGCUAUCAGAACUCUGCCAACAAGAAUAACACCGAUGAAGUAAAAGAUCUGGAAGAUCAUUGGCGAAUUGGAAUUGAAGCUGAAAAAGAUGCUGAAAAAGAAUUGUCAUAUGUUGAUGAAUGUUGUCGAAAAGUAUUUAGAAUUGAGAAAAAUGAACAAAAGGGAAUCGAAACUAAAAGAAACAAAGAUAAGGCGUUUGGUCAAUACCAGAGCUCCGAUACAGGUAACACUUUUGAUUUUGAGUGGAGUUUAAAAACUGCCAAAACAAGUGAUGCUAACAGUUACUGA